This is a messenger RNA of Papaver somniferum (opium poppy), 1886 nucleotides long. RefSeq names its product mitochondrial-processing peptidase subunit alpha-like. Gene Ontology annotation, molecular function: metal ion binding. The record is from RefSeq and is a predicted model, not a curated record. Gene Ontology annotation, cellular component: mitochondrion. The transcript is spliced from 13 exons. Bases 102 to 1604 code for a protein of 500 amino acids. Lineage: Eukaryota; Viridiplantae; Streptophyta; Magnoliopsida; Ranunculales; Papaveraceae.
AACACAGUCUCUCUCUUCUCUACACACAGAAGAAAAACUCAAAAACCCUCGACAAAAUCCCCCUCUAGGGUUUCUGAUUUCACCAUCACAAACCAGCAAUCAUGUACAGAGCUUCAAGUUCUCGGCUCCGAGGAGCUCUCAAGGGUUACGGUCAGAAUAGGUUCGCGACAUCAGCUUCUGUAGCUUCAGCACCUUCUUCAGGAAGUUUCUUUAACUGGCUUACUGGAGAAAACUCUAAAACCCUACCUCCUCUUAAUUUCCCUUUACCUGGAGUUAUCAAUCCAUCUCCCUUACCUGAUUAUGUCAAACCAUCUGUGACUAAGAUGACAACGUUACCUAAUGGUGUACGCAUUGCAUCGCAGGAUUCUACGGGUCCUACUGCGUCGAUUGGAUUUUAUGUUGAUAGUGGUUCGAUUUAUGAGACACCGAGUACAUGUGGGUGUACACAUUUGUUAGAGAGUAUGGCGUUUAAGAGUACUGCGAACAGGAGUCAUUUGAGGGUUGUGAGAGAAGUGGAGGCAAUUGGUGGACAUGUGACUGCUUCGGCUUCUCGUGAGCAAAUGGGUUAUACUUAUGAUGCGUUGAAGACUUAUGCACCUCAGAUGGUGGAGUUGCUUGUGGAUUCUGUGAGAAACCCUGUGUUCCUUGAUUGGGAUCUCAAGGAACAGUUCGAUAAGGUGAAACAAGACAUUCAGGAACUUAAAAAUAAUCCUCAGGGGUUACUUUUGGAAGCGCUUCAUUCUACUGGAUACACUGGUGCACUUGCGAAUCCCCUUUUGGCUCCUGAAGAUGCAGUAGAUAGAUUAAAUGGAGAUCUCUUGGAGAAAUUUGCUGCUGAAAAUUACACAGCUCCUCGUAUUGUACUUUCUGCGUAUGGACUUGAUCACGAGGAGCUCUUAUCUAUUGCGGAGCCACUUCUAUCAGACCUUCCUGCGGUGCCUCAUCCAAUGAAGCCAAAAUCUGUUUAUAUUGGAGGAGAGUUUCGUUGUCAUGCUGAAACACCGACCACAGAUAUAGCUUUUGCUUUUGAAAUUCCCGGUGGCUGGCAAGCAGAAAAGGAGUGUAUGCAAUUGACUGUCCUUCAGUUUCUCAUGGGAGGUGGUGGCUCUUUCUCGCAAGGGGGUCCAGGGAAAGGAAUGUACUCACGAUUAUAUCGCCGUGUCCUAAAUAAACAUACAGAAACACAAUCAUUUACAGCAUUCAACGCCAUAUACGAUAGAAGUGGUCUUUUUGGCAUUCAUACUACAAUUGAUUCCGAGUAUGUUUUUCUAGCUGUGAAUUUGUUAGUAAGAGAAUUUCAGGAUGUUGCCACACCAGGAGAUGUGAAAGAGUGCGAACUAAACAGAGCAAAGGAGGCAGCUAAAUCUGCAGUCCUGAUGAAUAUGGAAUCAAGAACAGUUGCAUCAGAAGAUAUAGGGCGACAGAUAUUGACCUAUGGAGAGAGGAAACCUGUUGAAGAUUUCUUGAAUGCAAUAGACGCAGUUACCUUGGAUGAUAUUGCUUCCAUUGCCCAAAGGAUUAUUUCUUCUCCACUCACUAUGGCAGCACAUGGACAAGUUUCAAAACUUGAGAGCUAUGAUACCAUCUCAAGGCGCUUCAAUUGAUAUGAAAAAGGGUACACACUGAGAGAAGGCACUCUAGUCUUGAGCCACAAUGUUUUUCUAUUUCCUCAAUGUGUAGUCAUAAAAAACAAUCUUCUAAAUCUUGAUAUAUGUAGAAGGUAGUAAGACACUCAAUUUCUUUGUAUAUCCAAAAAUUCAUCCAAAUCUGUGACAAUAUCAUAGAGGGUUCUGAGAAGUGAAAGUUGUAGUAGUAGUGUCUAAAAUAUAAUGAUGUACUGACAAUGACAAGUAGUAAACUAAAUUAAGAAGUAGAAGAGAAAUAAA